UGAAAACAAAUUUUGGAUAUGCCCUGGAGGCUCAAAGAACAAAAGAAUCCCGAAUGGUUUGCACUACUUUGCACGUCUUGGCUGAUUAGAAAUGCCCUUCCACGAAAAAUCUACACCACUAGCAAAUUAUCCAAAUCCCAUAUUCCAAUUCAGCGAGCGAGUAGUGUCUUUUUCAUUCCUUGUCGUUAAUACCAAUACCGCCGUCGAAUCCCCUGUAUUGUAUUUCGUGCAAGUUUAUGUUACAGGUGCCGAUUCAGUAUUGCCAGUUUGGAUUUUUGAAGAACAUACAUCGUCGUCCUCAUUGAAAUAAUACGCAGACUAAGGUCAGAUACUCGGAUAGUUAGGAAUCGAUCGGACCAUGUCAAUACCAAAGGAGCCGGAGCAGGUGAUGAAGCAAAGAGAUGGAUCUGUGCUUGGGAAAAAGACCAUUCUUAAGAGCGACCAUUUUCCUGGAUGUCAGAACAAGCGACUGUCUCCCCAAAUCGACGGCGCCCCAAAUUUUCGCCAGGCCGAAUCAUUGCGUGUACAUGGUGUUGCAAUCCCAACUAUUGAUGGGAUUAGGAACGUUCUUACAUAUAUUGGGGCUCAAAUUGAUGGGAAGCAAGCAAAUGUUCUUUGGAUAAACCUACGCGAGGAACCAGUGGUUUAUAUCAAUGGACGACCAUUUGUUUUGCGCGAGGUUGAGAGACCCUUCUCCAAUCUUGAAUACACGGGUAUCAAUAGGGCAAGGGUGGAGCAAAUGGAAGACCGGUUGAAGGAAGACAUAUUACUAGAAGCUGCAAGAUAUGGAAAUAAGAUCCUAGUAACUGAUGAACUACCAGAUGGUCAAAUGGUGGAUCAAUGGGAGCCAGUCACACCCGACUCUGUCAAAACACCACUACAGGUCUAUUUAGAACUACAAACAAGAAAAUUCCUUGUUGACUACGAACGCAUUCCAGUAACAGAUGAAAAAUCACCCAAGGAACAGGAUUUUGAUACGUUGGUUGAUAGAAUUUCAAGAGCCGAUCUCAAGACAGAAAUAAUCUUUAAUUGCCAAAUGGGGCGCGGACGUACCACCACAGGGAUGGUCAUUGCCACAUUGAUCUAUUUCAACCGAAUAGGAGCUUCUGGUAUCCCAAGAACAAAUUCAAUUGGAACAAUUUCUGUCUGUGGCUCAAAUGCUACUGACAACAUGCUAAACACAGAAGAGGCUCUUCUUAGAGGGGAAUACACCGUCAUAAGAAGCUUAAUCCGUGUCUUAGAGGGCGGUGUUGAAGGCAAACGACAGGUGGACAAAGUAAUUGACAAGUGUGCCUCCAUGCAGAAUUUACGUGAGGCGAUUGCAACAUAUAGAAAUAGUAUUUUGAGGCAACCUGAUGAGAUGAAGAGGGAGGCGUUGCUUUCGUUUUUUGUUGAGUACCUUGAAAGAUAUUACUACCUUAUAUGCUUUGCUGUAUAUCUCCAUACAGAAAGAGCAGUUCAUAUUCCUAAAUCCCCUCACAAUCACAAUCUCAAUUUCUAUGAUUGGAUGAAAGCAAGACCUGAGCUCUAUACCAUUAUUCGCAGGUUGUUGAGAAGGGACCCAAUGGGUGCACUUGGUUAUGCAAAUAUAAAACCAUUAAACAAAAUAAGCAAACCUAAUAAUGAUGGUCACCCUUGUGAGAUGGGAAUAGUUGCAGUGUCAAGAACUGGCGAGGUCUUAGGAAGUCAAACUGUUUUAAAAAGUGAUCAUUGUCCAGGCUGUCAACAACCGAAUUUGCCCGAGAGAGUAGAGGGCGCACCUAAUUUUAGGGAAAUUCCUGGGUUUCCAGUCUAUGGUGUUGCAAAUCCAACUGUGGAAGGAAUUAAAUCUGUUAUGCAAAGAAUAGGUAGCCCUAAAGGUGGCGGGGGCAGACCCGUCUUUUGGCACAACAUGAGAGAAGAACCUGUUAUUUACAUUAAUGGAAAGCCCUUUGUGCUUCGUGAGGUUGAAAGACCCUACAAAAACAUGCUUGAGUACACGGGAAUUGACUGUGAAAGAGUGGAGAGAAUGGAAGCUCGAUUGAAAGAAGAUAUUCUCAAAGAAUCUGAACGUUAUGGAGGUGAUAUUAUGGUAAUUCAUGAAACUGAAGAUGGAAAGAUAUUUGAUGCAUGGGAGCAUGUAAGUUGUGAUGUGGUUCAGACCCCACUGGAGGUAUUCAGAUCUUUAGAGGCAGAUGGGUUUCCUGUAAAGUACGCUCGUGUACCCAUUACGGAUGGAAAAGCUCCAAAAAGUUCAGAUUUCGACACACUGGCUCUCAAUAUCUCAUCAGCAUCAAAAGAUACAGUCUUUGUAUUCAACUGUCAAAUGGGCAGAGGGAGGACAACUACCGGGACUGUAAUCGCAUGUCUGGUCAAACUCCGAAUUGACCACGGACGACCCAUCAGGAUUCUACUCGAUGACAUGGCGUGUGGCGACUCGGACAACUGUACAUCAAGUGGCGAUGAAGGGAAACCGAGAGUGCAUUCGAAUCAUUCUUUUGGUAUAAAUGACAUCCUUCUGCUGUGGAAAAUAACAAGGUUUUUUGAUAAUGGGGUGGAAUGUCGAGAAGCUUUAGAUGCAGUGAUUGAUAGAUGUUCAGCAUUGCAAAAUAUACGCCAGGCUGUACUGCAGUAUAGAAAAUUAUUUAAUCAACAGCAUGUCGAGCCACGCGAAAGGCGGGUGGCAUUGAAUCGUGGGGCCGAGUAUUUGGAACGUUAUUUUCGGUUAAUUGCUUUUGCAGCAUAUCUUGGAAGUGAAGCAUUUGAUGAACAAGGGCAAGGGCAGGAAUGUAAAAUCACCUUUAAAAGUUGGUUGCAUCAAAGACCGGAAGUACAAGCUAUGAAAUGGUCAAUAAGAUUGAGACCCGGACGCUUCUUUAGUGUUCCUGAAGAGUUGAGAGCUCCACAAGAAUCUCAACAUGGUGAUGCGGUAAUGGAGGCGAUUGUUAAAAAACGUAACGGCUCUGUUUUAGGGAAGGGGUCGAUAUUAAAGAUGUACUUUUUUCCUGGUCAAAGAACUUCUAGUCAUAUACAAAUCCAUGGUGCUCCACAUGUUUUCAAGGUGGAUGGGUAUCCUGUGUAUUGCAUGGCAACUCCAACAAUUUCAGGUGCCAAAGAGAUGCUAACUUAUUUAGGUCCACAAAAAGUGAUGUUAACUGACUUGCGUGAAGAAGCUGUUGUUUACAUAAAUGGGACACCUUUUGUUCUUAGGGAAUUAAAUAAACCUGUAGACACACUCAAGCAUGUGGGUAUCACUGGAUCAGUGGUUGAACACAUGGAGGCUCGGUUAAAGGAGGAUAUUAUAUCAGAAAUUAAAAAAUGUGGUGGCAGAAUGCUUUUACACCGUGAAGAAUAUAACCCAUCAUUAAAUCAGGCAAAUGUAGUAGGAUAUUGGGAGAAUAUAUUUGUGGAAAAUGUUAAGACACCUACUGAAGUGUAUUCUGGUUUGAGAGAUGAUGGAUAUGAUAUAGUUUACACAAGGAUACCUUUGACUAGAGAGAGGGAAGCUUUAGCUUCUGAUGUUGAUGCUAUUCAGUACUGUAUGGACAAUUGUGCAGGGUGCUACUUGUUUGUUUCUCACACGGGAUUUGGGGGUGUUGCGUAUGCCAUGGCUAUUAUAUGUUUAAGACUUCAAUCUGAAGGGAAGUUAUCAUCAUUACCACUAACAAAAAGUGGUAAUCAAGAUUUAUUAUCUUCUAAUGAAGCGCGUGAAAAGGGUGAUUAUCGCGAUAUACUUAGUCUUACUAGAGUUCUUGUUCAUGGUCCUGAGAGUAAAUCAGAUGUCGAUAUUGUUAUAGAGAGGUGUGCUGGAGCUGGGCAUCUUAGAGAUGACAUUCUGUUCUAUAGUAAGGAACUUGAGAAGGUUCAAGGGGAUGAUGAUGAUCAUCAAGCAUACAUCAUGGACAUGGGUAUCAAAGCAUUGAGGCGUUACUUUCUACUGAUAAUGUUUAGAUCGUAUCUGUAUUGCACUGGCACUGACACUCAUGAUAGAGAGAUGGAAUUCACAAGCUGGAUGGCGGGGAGACCUGAACUUGGUCAUCUUUGUAAUAAUCUCAGGAUAGAUAAAUAAUGUAAAUGUAGAUGUAGAUGUAAAUGUAAAUGUAUGUAUGCACUACCAUGUGCUAUGUAGUUGUGCCUUGUGCCUUGCGUCUUGUU
Lactuca sativa (garden lettuce) is the source of this 4134-nucleotide messenger RNA. Its product is annotated as metal ion-binding protein. Lineage: Eukaryota; Viridiplantae; Streptophyta; Magnoliopsida; Asterales; Asteraceae. The record is from RefSeq and is a predicted model, not a curated record.